CGUCAGCCCCCACCACGCUCCCUCCGCAUCCCCGCCGGCGUGGGUCCUGCACGCUUCCCUAAUCAUUUCUGGCGAGCUAAUUAAUAAGCUCGCUGCGCCCCGCGAUGCAGGGCUUCCUACGGGUUGCGGCGAGAGGCGGCUUUGCUCCUCCCCGUCUCUCCUGCCGCUGACUCUGCCCACUGAGCCGCACGAAGAGCCGAGGAGGAGAAAUGGAGGGGGAAUUGGCCAGGAGCAAAGCCCGGCUGCCCUCGCUGCUGCUGGCGCUGCUGGGCCUUGGGCCAGAGCUCCUCUUCGGCCAAGCCCGGGCGCAGCCCCGGCAGGUGAACGGCGUCCUGGGGGGGUCCGUGCUGCUCUCCCCACUUCUGCCCCCCAACAAGACGGUGAAGGAGAUCGAGUGGAGCUUUUCAGCCGGCGCCGGUGCCACCAUUCAAGUGGCAGAGUUCGGCCCCGGCGGCUUCGAGCGCCCCGACCCCAAGGACCAGUUCAAGGAGCGGCUGGAGAUGUUCAACGCGACGGCGCUGAAGAUCAGGGCCCUGGAGAGGGGCGACAGCGGGGUCUACGGGGCUCGGAUUAAACUGCACCCGGCGCUGGUGGAGGAUCAGUCCUUCAACCUCUCCGUCUACGAGUCGGUGCCGAGCCCCCGGACCCGCAGCCAGCUCCUGGCCAGCACCCUGGAGUGGUGCAACCUGACGCUGCAGUGCCAGGGCACCGGCAAAGGCGCCGUCAACGUCACCUGGAAGAGGGACAACAUCAUCCGGGACCUGACCUCCGACCGCCACCAGCUCUCCCCGGACGGCACCACCUUACGGGUGGCCCUGCCACCCACCGCCGCCAACGUCACCUACGCCUGCACCGUCAGCAACCCCGCCGACCAAAAGGUCGUCCUCUUUGACCUGCAAGCCAUCUGCCAAAGCGGAGGGGGACAGACGUCCUUCUCCAAGUCGGGGUACAUCGUCCUGACCCUCAUCCUGCUGGCGGUGAGCCUGGGGGGAGCCUUCUGGUGCUGGCGGAUGAAUAGCGAGAAGGCGGCAGACCCAGCUGCCACCCCCACGGUCCCUGCCGAGGAGAGCCCCUCCGACCCCCAGUACACCGAGAUCGUGCACCGGAGCCCCCCGGAAGGUAAUGACCAGGGCCUGGGUCACCCCGAAAAUAGCCAGGAGCAGAGCUCGCCGCAGAAAGCACCAGUCACCACCGUCUACGAGCAGAUCCGCCGGGCGCCAGAGGACACGGCCGAGGAGGUGACAUAGACCCUCAGGCACCCGCAGAGCCGCAGCAUCGGGAUUUUCCGGAAGGGCUGUAAAGUGCGUUGUGUGCCAAAUCCGAACCCUCCAGCCCCUGUUUUGGCUCCGGGGAUGGGAGGCCCCAUCUCGGGGUGACAGCCGGACGGACGCUUCCCCCCCCUCUCCCCCUGACACCUCCAGUUUCUCUCCAACCUCCUUGUCUGACGCCCUCCGAGACUUUCUGGGGAGCGGGAUCUCGGACCGAGGCAGAGACCAGCGGCGGCGAAGCUGGGGGAUCUUCCGUGGUCCCCGGAUGCCCCGGGAUGCUCUGGGAUGGGGGGGGGAUGACACCGGGGUUCACCUCCCGCAUGCCACCACUGCCAGGCUCGGCCAGGGCUGGGGACACUGGGGAGGGCACAGGGACACAUUCUGGUGCUGGUUGGGCCGUGCCGCUCUGGCACAGCACUGUGGGUCCAGGAUGAGACCCCUGGGGGGACACUGACCCCCCCCAUCCUUCCCCAGCCCCCUCCCAGCCUCCAGCUCCUCGCGGGGACCUUCUGUGCGGUCCCACCCGCUUCACCACUGCCACAGAGACACGGGGGGGGGGAGACACCCCAGCAUGUCCCCCCCAGCCCCGUCCCAUGCGGCUCCAUUGGAGGGGACCCGGGUGGCAUCUCCGGGGCCAAAGAGGGAUGCAGAAGGGACCGUCGCCCGUGCAGAUCCACCAAGGAGCACCCCCGUUUCCCCCCCAUCCCCCACACCGCCAUAGCCGUUGCCCGUGCAGCUUGUGCACCGUCGCGACGGAGGGGGUGUCACUGCCUGUGUGUCCAGCACCUACUGUCACGGGGCCCCUCGCUCAGCCGGACCUCCCGCCGCUGUACAAACAGCAAAUAAAUGUUGGUGAGAUCA
Chroicocephalus ridibundus (black-headed gull) is the source of this 2129-nucleotide messenger RNA. RefSeq names its product SLAM family member 5-like. The transcript is spliced from 7 exons. The record is from RefSeq and is a predicted model, not a curated record. Lineage: Eukaryota; Metazoa; Chordata; Aves; Charadriiformes; Laridae. The coding region runs from base 210 to 1247 and encodes 345 amino acids.